AUGUCGCAUCAUCACCAUCAUCAUGACGGUCACGACGGCCACAAUCACGGUCAUGACCAUGAUCACGACCAUAACGAUGACCUGACGCCCACAUUCCAGUCGCUUUUAUACAAACAGAUCGAUUUCGAUGGGAUCGUAACCCUCAACGAAUCCGAGCACAAAGCCGGCGCUGCCAUCGUCAAGAAGACAUGGGCCCAGCGCCUAGAUGAAAGCCCAGAGUUGGAGAGCGAUGUGGAUGAGCAAUUGUUGAUGUACAUUCCAUUUACCGGCCAAGUCAAACUCCACGCCCUCCUGUUCUACGCUGCGCCCACUCCUUCCGCUCCGAAAACCAUUAAGCUCUUCCGCAACCGCCCCGAUCUUGACUUUUCCACCGCCAGCGACCUUCAGGCUACCCAAACCCUCACUGUUCCUCAGACCCUCACCGGAUCGGAUGCUGACGUCCUCGAGAUUCCAUUAAAUCGGGCCCAGUGGAACACCACGACUUCCGUCACAUUAUUUUUCGAAGACAACUGGAGCGACGGGGACGAGGAAGUGACCAAGGAAACUUCUAUAUCCCACGGCAAGUUUAUGAUGGACAGGCGUCAAGGAACUCAUCCUUUGUAUGAUAGCGGAGCUUUCAACGUGUCAUCGCAUACCUUUUCCGCUGAGCGAGAUCUCUAG
Uncinocarpus reesii 1704 is the source of this 660-nucleotide messenger RNA. RefSeq lists its product as uncharacterized. The transcript is spliced from 3 exons. Gene Ontology annotation, cellular component: nucleus. The coding region runs from base 1 to 660 and encodes 219 amino acids. The record is from RefSeq and is a predicted model, not a curated record. Lineage: Eukaryota; Fungi; Ascomycota; Eurotiomycetes; Onygenales; Onygenaceae.